UAAAUGCUGGCGUAGUAGCGAGAGCGAGCCUAGGGACUGGGCAGAGCGGAGGAGUUCUAGGGGUUGUACAGGCCAGAGAGGACCCUAACUCCUUGUAUUAGGGGUCCUAGGAUCCCCCUCUUGACUUAGGAAGGCCUUUGGGAAUUGCUCAGAGGCAGGGGAAUAUUUGAAGACCCCACCCGACCCACCAAGCAGCAGCAGCUGGGGCAGGAGCUGAAGGAGCUGAUGAACGCGGAGCAGACCUUGGACCAGCUCAUUCAGAGUUGCUCGCUGACUUUCAAGCACCUGACUGAAGAUAAUGCCAACAAGAAACUGGCCUACGUGACCUACCAGGAUAUCCGUGCUGUUGGUAACUUCAAGGAGCAGACAGUGAUUGCGGUCAAGGCCCCUCCACAGACAAGGUUGGAAGUACCGGACAGACCGGAGGAGAACCUGCAGAUUUAUCUAAAGAGUACCCAAGGCCCCAUUGAAGUCUACCUGUGCCCGGAGGAGGGGCAGGAGCCAGACAGUCCUGCCAAGGAGACCCUCCCCUCCACCUCUACCCAGAGCCCCGUCCCUGACUGCGCUCAGCCCAGCUGCAGCACUGACUCUGGGAUGGCAGAGACUAUAGAGUCUUCAGUACUGAUGCCUGAGCCGGUACCACCACCGCCACCACUGCCACCGCCGCCAGCACCAUCGCUCGUCCCCUUGGAAGCCACUGACAACAUGCUGGAGCUGUCACACCCACUUCUGCAACAGACUGAGGACCAGUUCCUGUCCCCAAUCCUGGCGGCCAGCUCCCCUCUCAUCAGUUUCUCUCCGCCCUUGGACCAGGACGAGUACCUGUGGGGCAUGGAUGAGGGGGAGGGUAUCAGUGACCUCUUCGACUCCUAUGACCUUGGGGACCUGUUGAUUAAUUGAAGAGUCCUGCAUCUGUCUCUACCUCCUCACAGACAGAUUGACAGGCUCUCUGCCCAGAUUGGGGACACUGGACACCAGGUGUCACCCUCCGUAUGCAAGCGACUCCAUUCCAGCCUUCCUUCGGGUGGAGGCCAGCUAGGGAGAUGUGGAGGAUAUGGCUGAGGAGUGUAUCGGGCUAAGCCCUGAUCCUCCUCGUCUGACCUCUGACCCCUUCAUGAAGGACUACAGGUGCAGGUGGCCAUGUUCAGGGAAAGGGUCCACUGCCUCCUGAGGGGCAGUAGGGCCCUGGCUUUUUCAAGAAGCACUUAACGCCUUUGUAUUUAUUUCAAGUUGAGUUGUGUUUGUUUGUCCACCCUGAGUUUUAGCAGGGAGAUUUGUUCUAGUUUCUCCUCAGACAGGCCUACCCAUGUUCGGUGCCUAAGGGCACCUCUAGGUUUCCAGGGGUCUAGGCUAACUCCUUGACCCCUGGCACCAUAAGUGGUACCUGGGUCUUGAGGAGACUAUCCAGUUUGCUUGAAUAUUAAUUGCACUUAGGCUUUGUGAUUUUAGUAAGUGCCGGGCCCAGCCAAGGCAUCGGCUUGAGAUCCUCCAUCUCCUCCAUCCUAGAGAAGGUUCCAGUAGCUAUCCUGGGGGAGGUAGCCAAGGAGGCUCGCUUCCUGUUGGAUCUCUUAUCUUUCCUGAGUCUCAGAAUAUAAAUGUAGACCUUCAGGAACAAGCCCAGAAGAGCUGGGAAAAGCAGGAGGCAUGUGUGUGUCAUGGCUCCUGGAUGCCCUUCCUCAGAGCUUCUGUCUUGGUCAGAGACUUGGAAGGUGGAGGCAGAGAGAAGUGUGAGAAGAAACGAGAAACAUCUUGGGGGCUGCCCUUGCUUCACUGGAUUAUUUUGUUUCUUGCGGUUGUUGGAGGGAGAAGUUCCUUAAACAUCCACUGUCUCGAGCCCUCAUUUCACUUCCAAGGUCAGAUGUGACAGGAGUUUGGAAGCAGGUUUGCACCUUCCCCCCCCGCUGGAGUGCUGAGGAGGGAGAUGGGGCAGGGGUGGAGUGCUCUUCCCUGCACACUAGGCCUCAGCAGCUCAUGAGGAGAUAGGCCGGCACCUGCCAUCUCUCCUGGCAUGGGGAUCUGGAAAGAGCUCUGGGUCUCACUUGUUUUUUCCCAUAGACUGACCAUCCAGGGUUCCUGUGGUCGGACAGGAGUCUGCUUUUCUCCCUUAUCUUUCUGGGGAUGGAGCUUAACCAAGGCCAUGUGUCUAGAGAAGUGACCCAGGGGUGAGGGGGUCUGAGAGGCCUUCCACCUACCCUCAGGGAGCCUGGGUUCCUCAGGGGCUCAGUGGGGCAGCACUUUUUUGUUAUUGUAAGUUUGUAGCAUUAAAUUGAUUUGAAAGAUGAAGUUGGCUAUGCCAGGUAGCUCCUAGCUAGCUGACUGGCAUUUUGAAGUUUGGAUGUAGAACUAAUAUGUACUGGUGCCCGUUUGGGUUAAUUUGUCUUACCCCUGGCUCAGCUUCCUGGGUCCACAAAGUUAGUCCUGUCCAAGGAGUGGUCAGUGACUCACAACUCCCCCACUUGAAAUUUGUCUACUUUUACACCAAGUGUCCAACCUUUUGACAUAUGUGACCUUGUUGUCCCUAAAGUUUACCCUCAAGAACUGCAUAGAUAAGCUACCAAAAAAAGAAAAAAAAAAUCUCAUGUUUUAAGUACGUUUACAACUUUGUGUUGGGCUGUGUUUGUAGGUGUCUGUGGCCCAUGCUGCAGGUUGGACACACCUGCCACAGAGAUGUCCUUGGUCUCUACUAAGCAUGGGGGUUUCUCAGACCACCUGGAAACCCAGUGUACUCUAGACACAAGGGGACCCUUGAGUGAUGAGGGUGCGACCUGGGAUCUGGUUUGACGCACGUGAGGCUGGAGGCGGCACUGCUGUUUCCUGGUCUUUGCCAUUUAGCUAUUCGCCAACUCCGAGAACAGAGAUGCCUGACCUCUGUGCCUUGGGCUCUGGGUGGAGAGCUAGCGUGGGGGAAGAGGGCUGUAGUUCCUGUCUGCAGUGAGGUUGAGAAUGCAGUCCAGAUUCAAGUUCAGUCACCAAAGGCCCAGCACAGGGAUGGAUGGAGGCCUUCCCAGCAGCUGCCUUUUGCUCUCUGUGCGGUCUCUUUUCAACCCUGCCUGGUCAAGGGGCUGGACCUUCUGGGAGAAGCCCAAGGCUAGCAUGGGAAACAAGCUCAUGCCUCUUUCUUGCCAAUGAUACUUGAGACCUCUAAGUUUCUUCGAGUGCUUUAAAAGAAUGGGGUGUACCCCGUUUGGAACACUGUUUUGAGUGUUAUGUCUUUUAGGCCCUAGGAAACUUUCAUGCUAGGGUGGGAAAGAUACCAGUUUCUUUCUGAGGGGGAUACUUUCUUCAGGGAGGUUUCCCAGCCCCACCAGUGUCCUCUGGUGAUGUCCCUGGGGACCCCAGAGCACUUAGUAGAAUUAAACUUGUAAAUAGGCUUGGAAAUGCACCAUGAAGAUGUCAGGAUAAGUCCCUUCUCCGUGGUGGCAUGGCCAGCUCGUGUGGCUGUGAGGAGCGGGAGUUUUGGGAGUUUACAGGGGGUGCAGCUUGGUUUCCCCUCCCUGUGUGUUCUCAGCCUCUCUUCUGCACAGAUUGGUGUUGUACAGAGUUUGCUCAUGCUGGCAUCUGGUGUUCUGUAGCUUUAGCACAUCUGAACCCUCUGGGGUUGAUUAGAAGCAGUGUGUUUGGUUUCUGUCGUACCCGAGGCCUCACCUCACCCAGGCCAUCGCUUCGCCUACAAGGCUCUUCAGGGAUCAUUGUGGCUACUGGUCUGGCCAGUCUCUGGCUCCUGGGAGAUAUGAAGUCUUGUGGGUUUUGAUUGUUUUGAGGAUGCCUGGGGUUGGGAGGGGGCGGUCUGGAGUCCCUGGGUUGGGAUUCCAUGUGGGUCACCUACCUCCUGGUUUUACCCAAAGUCCUGCCUUGAACAACCAGCAAGUUUCAUUCUGUUGUGAUAAUUGGGCAUUAAAUAAUGGCAGCUCUGGUAA
Messenger RNA from Arvicanthis niloticus (Nile rat), 3917 nucleotides. The record is from RefSeq and is a predicted model, not a curated record. Lineage: Eukaryota; Metazoa; Chordata; Mammalia; Rodentia; Muridae.